AUGCCGUGCGCUGUGCCCGUCAGGGCGCCCCCGCUGCGCCACGGGCGGCUCUGCGCGCGCAAGGGGCGCGACGUGGCGUGCUUCGGGAAGAAGGGACAGAGGAAUCGCGGAGGCAAGCGGCGAAGCAAGGGCGGCCUGGGCAAGGGCAAGCUGCGCACCGACGGCCCGACGGACCGCGAGCGGCUCGCCGGAUACGUCGACUUCGGGCGCGCCAUGGGCGAGCAGCCUAGCCGGACGCGAGAGCAGCUAGAGGCCAACCUGCAGGGGGACGUCCUGGGCACGCUCAAGGAGGACGAGUUCAUGCGGGAGUUCGCGGACGAGGACGAGCGGGACCUGUAUUCGGACUUUGAUGCGUUGCUUCAGGGGCAGGACUACGCGCAGUCGGGCCUGCGCCGGAGCAAGCAGCUCGAGCGGAACCAGAACAUCGGGUCCGGUCCGCGCGAGGCCGUCCAGGCUUCGCUCGACGCCGCCCGCAUGCGCCGCGAAGCCCGCCCGCUCACGGCGGAGGAUUUCUCGCGCAAACGCCAGCAGCUGCUGACGAAGAACCGCAACCGCAAGGACAUCUUCGGGGACCGCGGCGGGCGCUCCGAGGAGGAGGCCGCCGCCGAGGAGGCCGCCGCCGCCGAGGCGGCCCUGCAGCGGCCGCGCCGCCCGGGCGAGACGGCAGGUCAGCCAGAGGACAGCGUCCUGUCUGCGCUGUACGAGGCCGGCGGCGCGCGCGAGGAGGACGUGGGCGAGGAGGUCGCGGACUUCACGGGGCGCAACUUCGCGUACAGUCCCGCGUCGAACGAGACUGCGCCGGAGCGUGUGGCGGAGUUGUACGCUGACUUCAAUGGGCUGAUUUCCGGGGAGGGACGGGACAAGAAGCGCGGGCGGGACAUCCGCAGGAGCGCGGCGAACAAGGCGCGCGGGCCCGCGCCGCCCGGGGCGCCGCCGCCGACGCCGGGGGCGCCGGUUGAGACUGCGGAAGGCCGCGUGGUGAUGAGGGCGGUGCAACCGGGCGUGCCGAAGCUGCGAGCGAAGCCGAAGGCGCCGCGGACUGAGGAGGUCGCGGCGCCGAAGGCCCCGCGGAAGGCGGCCGCGGGCGGCGAGCCGGCGAAGCGCACGGCGGGCACACGGCAACAGAGGCAGGAGGGCGCUGGUGCGAGCGGUGGCGGGCGGAAGGCGAGCGCGGGGCGGAGCGAGGCGGGUCGGGGUGCGAGGGAGGCGGGGCAGCGGCGCAAGGGGCCGCGGGAAGAGCCAGUGCGGAGCGAGAAGAAGGGAGGGGGUGUUGCGGCGCAGGGGGGCGAGGGCAGGGCGGAGGAGGCGCGGGGGCAGGAUGCGGGAGUGCAGGCUCGUAGCGAGAGCGCCCCGGCGCGGGCGGGGCGGAGGGAGGCCCCCCGGGAGGAGUCCCAACCGGCGCAAGCGCAGGGGGGGGGUAUCAUGGGCGCAAUCAAGAGGUUGUUCGGAUGGAAGUGA
This is a messenger RNA of Pedinophyceae sp. YPF-701, 1458 nucleotides long. The record is from the annotation of a GenBank genome assembly. Lineage: Eukaryota; Viridiplantae; Chlorophyta; Pedinophyceae.